UGGAUUAUUUUUCUAGGGAAAAUGCUUAUAUCGUCGUGGUCAGAAUAAAUCAUUGUAAUAGCUUUGCAGUUUUACUUUGGAUUUUCUCCAAUUAGUAAAAGGCCGUUAUUAUUGUUUUGACCGAAUAACCCGCAGGCGUGGGUCAGAUAAUAUUAUAAUAAGAUAUCGGAUUACUUUUAACUCUAAAUAUGUUUUAUCUCCGGCUUUAUUAUGACUGCUUUAUUUUGGUGAAAGACGCGUGAUGUAGAUUUUGCAAAUCUUUUUCUUUCAGGCGAUGUUAUAAUGUUCCCAUAGAUGCCCAAUUUUGCAGCGGUGAUUCAGUUAUUUAGGCAGUGCAAUAUGCUGAAUAAGCUUUUUUACCGUGGAAUUUAUGACCACUUAGCUCUCUAAGAACUGGGGAAUCACAAAUAAUUACCUUGCUACGUUGAAUUAAACUUAUAUUGAUCAAAAUGGGGGGAGCUUGCUCAAGAAAAAGAGGCCACUUGGUUGAAGACGAGGGUUCAAGGAGAGCGGCUGGGAGACUAUCCAAGGCCGGGAGUUCCAAAUGGUUGCUAUUUUCUCUUCCGCGCUGCAGCUCAAACCUUAUCCAAAAGGGACAGGCUACAUGUCCUACUCUCAUGGAACUAUGUGUUGCCAAGAUUAGAGAGGACAUUGCAAAAUACAAAAGCUUCUCUAUGCUACCGAGGGACAUAAGCCAGCAGAUCUUCAAUGAUUUGGUGGAAUCUUAUUGCCUGACUGAUGUAUCACUCGAGGCUUUUCGUGAUUGUGCUAUUCAGGAUAUGCUUUUGGGAGAAUAUCCUGGAGUAAAAGACAGUUGGAUGCACGUUAUUGCUUCCCAAGGGCAAUCCUUACUGUCGCUUGAUAUUUCUUAUUCCGAUAUAACAGAUUCUGGAUUGGUUCGUCUCAAAGAUUGCCCUAAUGUACAGUCUUUGUCAUUCGAUUAUUGUGAUCAAAUCUCAGACCGUGGCCUGGAAAAUUUGUGUGGUCUUUCAAACCUGACAUCACUAAGCUUUAAGAAGAGCAAUGCAAUAACUGCAGAAGGAAUGAAAGCUUUUAGAUACUUAGUUAACUUGGUUAAUUUGGAUCUAGAGAGAUGCUCGAAGAUACAUGGCGGCCUUGUCCAUAUUGAGGGUUUAAAGAAACUGGAAACCCUCAACAUUAGAUGCUGCAAUUGUAUAAAGGAUGUAGACAUUAUUUCUCUAUCAGGCCUUACAAAUUUAAGAGAGCUACAAAUGUCAUCUUGCAAAGUUAGUGAUGCUGGCAUUUCUCAUCUGAAAGGUAUACGCUCGGACCGGAUUGCCCAUCUGAGUUUAAAGAAACUUGUUCACUUGAACUUGGAGGGUUGUCCAGUGACUGGUGCUUCCCUUGAGUUUAUUUCAGGUCUUGCUUCACUUUUAUAUCUGAAUCUUAGUCGGUGCUGUUUAUCUGAUGAGGGAUGUGAGAAUUUUUCUGGUCUUGUGAAACUCAGAGUGUUGAACUUGGCUUUUAAUAACAUCACUGAUGCAUGCUUGGUGCAUAUAAAGGAUCUUAUUAAUUUGGAGAGCCUGAACUUGGAUUCAUGCAAAGUUGGGGAUGAAGGUCUAUUGAAUUUGAAGGGGCUCCUGCAAUUGAAAAGCUUGGAGCUAUCAGACACAGACGUUGGUAGCAGUGGUCUUCAGCACCUUUCUGGUUUAUGCAGUCUGGAAAAUAUAAAUCUGUCCUUUACAAUGGUGACUGAUAGUGGCUUGAGAAAGUUAUCAGGGUUGACAUCAAUUAGAUCACUGAAUCUUGAUUCUCGCCAAAUAACAGAUGCUGGCUUGUCAGCCCUUACAAGCCUUACUGGAUUGACGCAUCUGGAUCUUUUUGGUGCUCGUAUUACAGAUUCUGGAACAGAGUGCUUAAGAAAUUUCAAGAACCUUCGCUCUCUUGAGCUGUGCGGAGGGUCGAUUUCUGAUGUUGGUGUGAAGAACAUCAAAGACCUCACAUCCUUGACUUUAUUAAAUUUGUCCCAAAACUUUAGCCUCACCGAUAGGUCGCUGGAAUACAUUUCAGGAUUGACUGCAUUGGUUUCGCUUAACGUCUCCAACUCCCACAUAACAAAUGCUGGACUUCACUACCUGAAGCCCCUAAAGAAUCUGAGGUCACUCUCUCUGGAGUCUUGCAGAGUUACGGCAAUAGAAUUAAAGAAACUUCAUCUGUCUGCACUGCCCAAUCUGGUGAACAUCAGACCUGAGUAGGUCUGCUCUGAAGCUUGUAAAUAGUUCCCGGCGUGGGAGAACUCUUUCCAUCGUAAAAUGUUAUUUGUGGCCGAUAAGAAUUAUGGCUGGAGUAACAACUUGUACAUAGUGGUUAAGUUUUAGUUUGUUUGGUUAUAAGGUUUGGAAGACUUGCGUGUUGCAUGUGAAGAAACAUAUUUCGUAGUAUGAAUGAGUGCUGUUGUAAGCACUGAUCUUCCUCACAGUUUGCAAGCCACCGAAACCUUGGAAACUUGGUUAAUCUGUAAAUAUGCUUCCUGUCUUAUGUAAUAUAUGUGCUCUAUCCUGAUUUAAUCUUCACUGUUCACA
This is a messenger RNA of Phalaenopsis equestris, 2543 nucleotides long. RefSeq names its product F-box/LRR-repeat protein 13. The transcript has 16 exons. Gene Ontology annotation, molecular function: protein binding. Lineage: Eukaryota; Viridiplantae; Streptophyta; Magnoliopsida; Asparagales; Orchidaceae. The record is from RefSeq and is a predicted model, not a curated record. Gene Ontology annotation, biological process: SCF-dependent proteasomal ubiquitin-dependent protein catabolic process. Bases 450 to 2216 code for a protein of 588 amino acids. Gene Ontology annotation, cellular component: SCF ubiquitin ligase complex.